AUGACGAGCAUUGAUGAUAUUUUCAAGAAACCUGCAGUUGGGGGAUCCGGAUCCGCCAAGCGCAAACUAGAGCCCGUUAAAGAUCCCAGUACGCAUCCCCCGCAUGCUUUCGUCACUGAUGAGCUGUAUAAAGCCGCCAAGCUAGAGACCAACGGCGAUGUGAAGAGCAAAGGGAAGGCCCCCGCCGUGGAGGACGGAGAGGAGGAGAGCGAGGUCGCGGGACCGGAACUGCCGCCCGAUUUCGACCAGGAAGAUGUGCCUGACGAUGAGGAGGGCCGCUUCUUCGGCGGAGGUAUGGGGCGGCAGACCGCCCAGGCUAUGGAAUAUCUCGAUCAGCAGGAAAAAGAGCGAGGGGAGGUCGCGGUAGGUGGACAGUCCAUUGCGUGGUGGUGGGCUGAAGGCGAGAUCGAUCUUGGCAUUAGGAACACUGCUAAUCACGGUCUGUUUGCUAGAUUCAUGGCCUCCGAAGCCGACCUCGACACCGAGAUCAAGUCCCUCUCGAUCCUUUCGGAGCAUCCAGAGCUAUACGAAGAGUUCGCGAAGCUGGGCUGCGCGGGCUCAUUGGUGUCGCUCUUGUCGCACGACAACACCGACAUUGCUAUCGAUGCGAUCCAGAUCAUCAGCGAGUUGACGGAUGAAGAUGUGCAAGCUGAACAGGAACAGUGGGACAGUCUGGUCAACGCAAUGGUACGGUCGAAUAUCUCGUCAUAUGGUAACUCACGCAGGGCUAACAAUGUUACAAAACAGCUGGACGCCGAUGUGAUAGAGCUUUUAGUACAAAAUCUCUCCCGUUUGGACGAAUCCAACGAGGCGGACAGAGCGGGAGUUUAUUAUACUCUAAAUGUAUUCGAAAACUUGGCCUCGCAAGCAUCGAUUGCGGAGAAGAUCGGGCAAGAUGCCAACGUCAUGCCUUGGCUCCUGAAGCGUAUACAGCAGAAAGAAACCCCCGUCAGCCAGAACAAACAAUACGCCGCUGAGAUUCUAGCAAUCCUACUACAAUCGUCCACGCAAAACCGGAAGAAGUUCGCCGAGUUAGAUGGAGUCGACGUCCUUCUUCGGCUUCUCAGUGCCUACCGGAGGCGCGACCCUGAGAAAGACUCGGACGAGGAGGAAUACGUGGAAAAUCUGUUUGACUGUCUCACCUGUGUCGUUGAUGAGGACGAGGGUAAAGACAAGUUCGUGGAGGCAGAAGGAGUCGAGCUGGCUCAGAUCAUGCUCAGGGAGGGCAAGCUCAGCAAGCAACGCGCGUUGCGGACUCUCGAUCAUGCCCUUGCGGGCCAGGGAGGUGCUGCUGCCUGCGAACGGCUCGUGGAGAUAGCAGGACUGAGGACAAUCUUUGGCAUGUUUAUGAGGAAGCAAGAGAGUCAGACGAUCGAGCAUCUACUUGGUAUUUUUGCCUCCCUCUUGCGCAUGCUUCCCGGAGGUUCCGCAGCGCGGAUUCGCACACUGGCCAAAUUUAUGGAGAAGGACUACGAGAAGAUCCAGAAACUGAUCACGCUCCGCCGCGAGUACGCCUCCCGAUUAGCGCCUGUCGAACAGGCCAUCGAGAGAGAGCGACGGAGCUUGGACGAGACGGAGCAGGAGGAGAUGGCUGGUGAAUGGCUCUCUCGGCGUCUCGAUGCGGGCCUCUUUUCGUUGCAGACCAUUGAUGUUAUCCUUGCAUGGCUUGUGGCAGAGGAUGACGGCGCAAAGAGUAAGAUCUCGUCUCUCUUGGCCGAUCGGGACGAAGACUUGUCCCUCAUCCGAGCGACUUUGCAAGAGCAAAUGAGCGAUCUUGGCGACGACGACCCUGGCCAGAAGGAUCUAAAAGAGAUGCUUUCAACGUUAAUGCAGUUUCUGUAA
Messenger RNA from Rasamsonia emersonii CBS 393.64, 1842 nucleotides. Its product is annotated as DUF1716 domain protein. The record is from RefSeq and is a predicted model, not a curated record. Bases 1 to 1842 code for a protein of 613 amino acids. NCBI's taxonomy places the organism in Eukaryota, Fungi, Ascomycota, Eurotiomycetes, Eurotiales, Trichocomaceae. The transcript has 8 exons. Gene Ontology annotation, cellular component: spliceosomal complex.